UAGUCAAAAAAAUUAUUUUGCAAAAUAAUUUUAUUAUUUUAACGUUUUUAAACAUCUAAUAUGUAAAGGAACAAGCCAUAAAGCUGUCUAAUCAUCUAUUUUAUUUGUUUAAUGAAAUUUGCAUUUGAAACAUUUAAGUUUUCUCCUUGAUUUUUGAUUCUGGAAAAAAUAUUAAAUUAUGCUAUUGAAAACAUCUAAUGGCGAUAAAACGUCUUAUGUAGCAAGCAGUAAUGGAAAAGGGAAAAAAUCCAUCUCGUCAAGAAUUCACCGAAAAACGUUGAGAAUUGCCACUAAGCCAUCGUCUGGAAAAAGAGUUCAUGUAGGAAAGAGAAUAUCACUUGGCAAAAAUCAGAAAAAUUUUAAUGCUUCACUUCCACCAACGACAUCGUCAUUGUGCGAUAAUUCAAACGAUUCAGGCUUAGGCUUUGAUCAUCACGAAUCUCAGCAUAUUAUUCAGCAACUACAUUCAAUAAACGGUAGUGGAAAUUCGCAAAAUAUGGCCUUAACAACAGCUGCAAACAAUAUUAACAGCAGUGCUAACUAUCAACGAUCAAUGAAUACUAUCAGGUAUGGAGAAAUCACUCAGGCAAAUUAUGCUUCAAACACGCCGAGUCCCACGUCGCCAACAUCAUCAUCAUUUGUUCGGCAAAAUUCUGAGACAAGUAAGAAUAAGCAUUGCAUACAAUUGGGAGCAGGCAAGAAAAUUAAGAGCGUUAUUAAAAAGCCAUUUAUGCCUGUCAAAAAUACUAAUCAUUUGACCUUGAAAAAUGAAACUGAAGAUACUUGUGGCGAUGAUUUCUUUUCAACGCAUGUUCAGAAAAACAUUAUGAACAAUACGAUCUCAUCGCCGACAAAUUUGACAUAUUCAUCUGUCACGAGUCCUUCGGAAAGGAAUUCAUCAAGUUCUUCUCCUUCCUCGAAUCGCUCGUCUCCAGAAAUAACUAAUAAUUUACAAUUGUCUAAUAAUACUGAAACAUCCGAUACUCCUGAAGAAGUGCAUUCAACAUCGACAUCAUCUUUGUCCUCCUUACAAAAUCAAAAUCAUUCGUCAGUUUCAAGUGAUGAGAAAAUACAAUUGCAAAUUAUAACACAGCCUGAACAACAGCAUCGAGCACGAUAUCAGACAGAAGGAAGUCGAGGAGCUGUAAAGGAUAAAAGUGGAAACGGAUUUCCCGUCGUCAAGUUAAAUGGAUACUCGAAACCUGCAGUCUUACAGGUAUUUAUUGGAAACGAUGUCGGUAAAGUGUCCCCGCAUAUAUUUUAUCAAGCAUGCAAAGUGAGCGGCAAGAAUUCGACACCAUGUAAUGAAGUUAAAGUAGAUGGAACGAUGGUGAUUGAGAUAGAAAUUAAGCCAGAAAAUGAUAUGACAGUAAUUUGUGAUUGUGUUGGGAUAUUGAAGGAACGAAAUGUAGAUGUAGAACAUCGUUUGGGAAAGAAUAAUACACUUGCGGCAGUGACGAGAAAUAAGAAGAAAUCGACAAAAUGUCGAAUGAUUUUUCGAACAAAGAUUAAUGAGGAUGCAGAGUAUUCGGAGGUUUUGCAGAUUUGUAGCAAUACAAUAACGUGUACACAGCCGCCUGGAGUUCCAGAAAUUUGUAAAAAAUCCUUAGAUUCUUAUAAUUUUGGUGGUGGAAAGGAACUCUUUAUAAUUGGUAAAAAUUUUCUAAAAGAUACAAAAGUAACGUUCACAAGAUAUGAUGAAAAUGGUCGACAGAUGAAAAAGAUUUGGGAAGAGACAGUUUUACCUGACAAGGAAUAUCUUCAACAGACACACCUAAUAUGUACAAUACCGGCAUAUCCAGAGGAAAUAACAGAGCCAGUACAAGUUCAAAUGUAUGUGACGUCAAGUAACAAGAAAAGUGAGCCUCACACGUUCAUCUAUACGCCAUUCAAGCAUUAUCGUUCGGUUCCACAAUCACCUUCGAUUGAUGCAUUAAAUAAUAUUGGAUUUUCAACAAUAAAUCAGCAAGACUUAUCGCCAACAUCUACAACUAAUUCUCAUGUUUUAUCGCUAACAUGGAAUGAGCCACAAGGAUCGUCUCCUGAAAAUAUUAUGCCACCUCCAUCAUCUCGUAAACCAUCAUUUUCAAAGUCCCUCUCCGAGAUAAGCACAAAUGAUUCAACAAAAAUUAACAGUCCUAAUGAAUUGCAACAGCAGCAAGAAACCACUACCUCAUCACCGACAACAAUACAACCAAUUCAACAAGCCUCAGUAGUGAAAGAAAUGAUUUAUAGUGAUAGUACUAUGCUUGAUGUUACGGGACAGUGCUUCUUAAAUCCAUCGGCUACAUCAAAUUUGAUGAAUUCGACACAAGUGGGUCAAUCCUUAUUGGAACAUGAUUUUCAAGUCGUUCAUCAUAUUAAAAGUGAACAAAAUCAGGAUCAAUUGCAAAAUGUCGUUACAAAUGAUAUAAUGCCUCCACCAUCUCAGCAGCAGCCUUCACAAGCGUCUGAAUUAAAUUCAGUUCAGCAGCAACAAGUUGUUGAAAAUUUCAUAAAUAUGAUUUGUGCACAAGUAGAACCGACUAUAGUGCAACAAAAUACAGAUAACAUUAUUAACCAUCAUCAUUUAAAUCAGGAUUUGAUUAUGAAUCAAGCAUCUAAUAAUGUUGUUGUUGGACCAACAAAUAAUGAUCAUGCAAACAUGAUGAGUGCCAUUUCUACGUCGCAACCCAUGAUAUGUGAGCAAAAUAUAAUGUCAGUGCAAUUAUCCGACGGUACAAAUAUUAUUCCUUUAAAUACAUUAGACGCUUCUAUUAAUAAUGAUACGACUUCAAAUACUUCGCUAAUAUCUAAUGCUGUCUCAGAGGCAGCAGCCGAAACGCAAUUCGUUGUUAAGCAGAUGAUUGCGAAUGUAGCAGCAGAGAUUCUCUCAGAGAAUCCCAACGAGACGCAGUCUUCGAUUAAUAACUUUAUUUCAUCGACAUUAGGUGGCACAGAAUCGACACAACAGCAGACGCCAAUUACUAGUUCUCAGCAACAAUUGCAGGAAAUUAUAGCUCAAGAGUUUAUGGCACCGGUCAUGAUCAAGAAGGAAGAAAAUGAUGGGCAACCUCAAAAUGCUCUUAUUAGCGAUCCUGCAUCCAACAACCCUUCAUCUUCAAAUAUGACACAGCCAUUUUCACCGACUCCUGCUGAUUUUAAUUUGACUAGCAUGUCCGAGAGCGAUUUAAUUAGUUUUAUUAAUCCAUCUGUGUUUAUAUAAAUAUUACACUCAUUAUUAUUACAACAACUUUGUUUUUUCUAAAUUAUCGACAAUAAGUAUGUUGAAGAUGAUACACAGACAGCUGUUUUUUUCUUCGUUUCCAAAUGAUGGAAAAAGAUAGAAAUUAUAGAAAUAUUAAACAAUUGUUCAAAAAAUUCUAUGGAGAAGUGCUUUGAAUGAAACAAAAAAAAACUAUUUUAUACAUGUAUAAUAACUAAUCAUUUUAUGUAAUGGAUCAUUAUGAAACAAAAGAGAAAGAAAAUUUCUACAAAGC
Chironomus riparius is the source of this 3479-nucleotide messenger RNA. NCBI's taxonomy places the organism in Eukaryota, Metazoa, Arthropoda, Insecta, Diptera, Chironomidae. The record is from the annotation of a GenBank genome assembly.